Macrosteles quadrilineatus (aster leafhopper) is the source of this 2159-nucleotide messenger RNA. Its product is annotated as tRNA (adenine(37)-N6)-methyltransferase. Bases 212 to 1450 code for a protein of 412 amino acids. NCBI's taxonomy places the organism in Eukaryota, Metazoa, Arthropoda, Insecta, Hemiptera, Cicadellidae. The record is from RefSeq and is a predicted model, not a curated record. The transcript is spliced from 5 exons.
AGCAAGGAAGAAAAUGUCGAGUUCAAGUUUCCUUUCAAAGUUGUCGUUUUUGUUCAUUUAAUAGUAAUCCUAUUAACCCUAAUCAUAACAUGUUUGUUUAGAAUAAAUAGUUACCUAUGAAAGUGAGGAUAAAGUGUUUAACUUUACAUUAAGAGUUAAAUUUGUUCUAACUUGGUUAUAGGCCUAAUCGAUUAAAGGUUAAAAUAGGGCAAUGGCAUCAAAAGAUAAUGACCAUAGGCCAAGGCCUACUCAGUUGUCGUUGUCAACGCUUCAAAAUCAACUAUCGGUUGCGAGGACCGAAAUCAGUAAUUUAAGAAAAGAACUAAAAACCCUGAGGCAUUCAUACUCUAAAGACCUAAACAAUAUCAAGGAGGCGUUGGACAACUGGAGUUGUUCGUCGUGUAAAUUGCAUUCCCAAAACGGUGAAAACAAGAUGGAUUGCCAGGCUUUGGUUGACACAUAUGACGAAACCAUUAAACUGCAACCAAUUGGAUUCAUUAGCACUGGUUUCAUUAGAAAACGAGCAGUGCCAAGACAGCCUAAUGUAAAUCUAAGCAGUCAAGGAAAAAUUACGUUGUUUAAUCAUGUUUUUACAAAUCCUGAACAUUCUCUUGAAGGAUUGGAUGGGUUUUCCCACAUGUGGAUUUUAUUCCAUUUUCACAAGAAUGAGUCUAAUCACAUCCGAGCUAAAGUUGCCCCUCCAAGAUUGAAUGGAGCUCGUAUCGGGGUUUUUGGCACUCGCUCCCCUCACAGGCCUUGUCCUAUUGGACUUUCCCUUGUGCACAUUGAUAAAAUUGAUGGGAGCAGCAUAUUCUUCUCAGGUGUAGACAUGGUGGACGGUACGCCAGUUUUGGAUUUGAAGCCGUACAUCCCUCACUACGACAACCCCUCGGACCUCACUGUCGACACCGAGGGGAUGGAACGACUGGAGCUGGAUGGUCAGGAGUCGGAAGAAGAGGGUGGUUCAGCUUCGGCCCCCCUCCCAAUUGUGGGGUUGCGGCCUCCGCUCCCUCCAUCUGACGUGAUUGAACGAGAAGCACCUGACGGAGAAGAAGAACAACUACAAGCAGCAAUCAGGACACACUCUCCUCUGCCAUCUAGUGCCCAUGUUCGUGUUCCAGAGUGGAUUUCCCAAUCACCAAUGUCACAGUUGCAAGUGACUUUCACACCUCAAGUUCAAGGUAAUCUGGACUCAAUCUCAGAGCGAGAAGGAAACAUUUCACGAAUCAUAACAGACAUUCUACGUGAAGACCCUAGAUCAGUCUACUUACGUGACCGCUACGCCAACCAGUUCUAUACGUUUUUGAUCAACGGACACCAUGUGAGCUGCAAGUUUGAUGAUAACAGUCGUACUGUCAAAGUGUUCCGAGUAGUGUCGGCUGGUACGAUGUGCGAGUGCGGAGUCGAGCAGUGGCAAUGUUCGAUACAUGGCGAACCUGUGGAUACUUAGGUGUGCGAAGUGUGGUAGUGAUUAUACUGUAUUAUCAACUACCUGAUCUGUGAUAGAUCUACUGGAGCUUUUUAGGUUAGGUAGGCCUUCUAGUACUACAAAACAAUAUGAGGGUUUUUAAAGUUGUGUGGUUUUAAAAAUAAUAUUGAUGAUUUGUUGAAACCCAAGGGUAGGGAAAUGUUCUGCUGUUUGUUUUUGAAUUUUUUAAUAAAUAAAUAAAAAUGUUUAUUUAUUUAGGGCCCAAAUCAUUCCUAAAUGCUAACAGCAUAAAGAAGACAUUCUAAUGUGGUGAAUAACAUGGCUUUCAAAGAAUUGCAGCCUAUGUUCUAUUUAUUUUUUUUAAACCACACAACAAUAAAAAUACCUUUAACAUUUUUGCACAGCUGUACUUACAUAUUUUUGUUUGGUAAGCUCACAACUACAUUCAACUGGGGUUUUGAUGCAACCGCCUUAACAUUUUUGAUGCAAUUACAUCUUCAAAGUUAUAUUCAUAGCUUGAAACAGAAAAUAAUAUGCAAGUUAAGUAGACUUUAUCGUAAGUUACCCCAUAUACUCAAUUACCUCAUUAGCACCCGUACCUCAAUCUCAAUAUUGAGCCUGGAUUAGGGUUCAGCAGGACACAUUUAAAACUCUAAAAAUUAUGAUUGAUUUUUUUGUAUUAUUGAUUUUUGUAAAUAAACAUUGUAACGGACUAAAGCGAGGUCCCUCA